UCAAAGGAAAAGAGGAAGACCAAACAACACAUGACACCAAGAAAUGGAGACAGACAUGAGAAAAAUGAACAACAAUUGGAUCGAACUAGAAAGGAAGGCCCAGAGUAGAUUGGAUUGGAGAAUGCUGGUCGGCGGCUUAUGCUCCAUUGGUAGUAACAGGCCUAUCAAAGAAAAAAGUCAUAGACAUAUAUUUUUCAUAUAACUAUAAAUACAAAUGUACAACAUAAGUAAAUGAUUUCAUUGUAUCACCGGUAUUCAUGCCUAAAAUAUUGUUUUUGUCCAGCUGAAAUACAUAAAUAUUUCUUUCAUAAAACCAAAAGAAUAUCUUUCUUUUGAGAUCGACAAUUACAUAAUCACAAAUUGUAUUUAUAUUUUGCCUCUUUACAAUGAUAAAUCAUUGGAUACAUAUCAGUACAAUGUUAUUCAUUUAAUGAUUAGGAUUAAAAUAUUUAUUACCUUUAACAAUAUACCACCAUUUCAUUCAUACCAUUACACCAAAAUUAAUUUUAUUAUCUAUAUAGAUACUACUCAUAUUAUUCAUUUCUAAGUUUAUAUCAUGUUGAAUGUAUCAAUUUCAUUACAUAAACUAAAAACAAAACGAAAUACAAGUUAUUUUAUUUACACUAACCGAAUGUAUUAAGUUGUAGUCGAUGUAUCAAAUUAUAUUAUUUACAGAAUAUUCAACCAAUAUGAUUAACUAUUGGUUUCAACCCUUCUGUUGUAUGAUUGUUGGAUUUCUAAUAUUAACCAGUUAUAUUAAUUGUAUGGACUCUAAUGAUGAUCCUUCAGAUAUCAGUGCAGAUAAACGCUUUCUGUUAGCUUUACCAACACCUAAAAGGUUAAGCCAACCUUCAUAUACAUUUAACCGUUACAGACGUCCAAUGUAUGGCUAUGGCUAUAGACCAGAUUAUAUUGAUUCUGAUGAAGAUUUAGUCAAUGAAGAUAAAAGAUUUCUACUUGGUCUACCGCCUAAAGUUGAAUAUAAACGUUUUCUACUUGGUUUACCACCAUCACAUAGGCAACAUAAAAGGUUCAUUUUAGGGCUACCAGCACCAACUAGAUUUCAUUCAUAAACGAAGAUAGUUUUAAGCACGUGAAUGUCUACACACAUAUGCAAACAAAAAAUGUUACCAUACAUCUAUUUAUUCAUUAUUUAACAUGUCUGAAUAAUAAAUUAUAAAAAUGAAGUUUU
This is a messenger RNA of Schistosoma bovis, 1192 nucleotides long. NCBI's taxonomy places the organism in Eukaryota, Metazoa, Platyhelminthes, Trematoda, Strigeidida, Schistosomatidae. The record is from the annotation of a GenBank genome assembly.